GUAGUAAACGAAAAGACUCGUGGUUUUGGAAGGAGAAGGAUAAGAUUUAAAUUUCCGUGCUGUGCUGGUUACUAAAAGCUGUAAGAAUGUCCUUGCCAAGUUACGCAAAGUCUGAAGCCAUACGCGAUGAGAUACACCACAAUGAUACUCUGCCCGAAGAGAUACUUUGCAUGAUUUUCGAUCUCCUUGAUCUGCACAGCGUGAAAAACGCAUCCCGCACUUGCCAAAGAUGGAACAACAUCAUCUUCUGCAGCGGAUAUGUGAACAGAUUUUCCUUCUCAAUGCGAGAUUUGUUAGUACCACCUGGACAAGAAAGUUUUUGGAAUUUACAGUGUGCACAAGAACAGAACCCACAGAUGCAUCAUCUUGCAAUGGAGCAAUUUAGAGGCAUGGUGGUACGAUCAAAGCGUUGCUAUCGGAAUCUAAAGUGCACAAUAGACGAUGUUGCUCGAUUUUCUUCACUAUGGGAAACACUGAAUUCCAAAUUCAAGAAUGAUCUACAAUCGCUAGUGAUUAAUGUUACUAAUGACGCGGUACAUGUUCUACCUUUGAUAACAGCUGCUAUUCCGCUGAUGACUCAGCUCCGUUCGCUAACACUAAAGGAAUGUGGAAUGAAUCAUUAUUUAUAUUAUGUGUAUGAAGUACCAACCUUUCGUAGCAAUUCUGUGAAGCAUUUUGAAAUUCAACCUGACAUUAAGAUAAAUAUAGAGAUGCCGGAAUUGGAAUCGUUCCACGGCGUAUUGCCUAUAAAUUUUUUGUCAUUCAGGCCAUCCAACAUGAAGCAGCUUACCGUUAAAAUCAUAGAAAAGGAUUAUUUAGACCAAGAAGCGGAUCCUAUAGACUCUUUAAACAUUCGCGGUAUGAUUCUUCUAGAAACAUUGAAAUGGGAGAUUGAGGUUGAAGAUGAAUCGUUCCUCGCAAUAUGUGAGACGUGCACCAAGUUGAAGGAUUUGUGCUUCACGAAACGAAUGAUCAUUUCUAAUUCUGAUGUCUUCAGUAAUCUUAACAAGCUCGUCAAUCUUCGCAGACUUAAAUUUCAAAACUACUACGAAAGUUUGCCUUUCUACAUUGACCUAUCAAAACUAACGGAACUAGAAGAGAUAGAUCUGGGAAUGAUGGCAAAAGAGGGUGUAAAACUUCCCAAGUCAAUCAAAAUGUUUGCGGUGGAAAUCUGUCUAGAAAAUCAGCAAAGCAUGAUCGAGUCUUUGUUUGACCCCGAGCUGAUAGAAUUAAAAACACUCCAGCUAUCCUUCCACCACAGUAUUGUGAAUAAAAGAGAGUUUUUCGAGAGGUUACCCCUUUUAAAAAAUCUAGAGGAACUUACAUUCGCUGGAGGAUAUUAUACAGAAUCAGAAUUUCUUUGCCUCAACGCUCCAAUGGAUCGCCUGCGUAAGCUUAAGUUCGAGAUGUACCUUCUAAAUGUACAGCGUUUUCUUGGGAUCGAAGAAAAAUUUCCCAACUUGAUAAAUCUGGAAUUUUUUAAUAACGGCCUCAACGAAGUCGUUUCCUUAAUUGGAUGAUUAUCUUCUAGUAAUGUUGAGAAUUGAAAUUGAAAUUAAGAAACUUUUUAUAACCAUAAUCAUAAAGCAUGCUGAUUAGCCAUAAAGCGGUGUUUUAUGUGACUCUCUCUUACUAAAACCUACUUGGGCUUUUUUUAAUAGCAUACGCUUAAAGAACUCAAUGUUAUUCAUGGAAUAUCUCUAUGAAAGGAAACGUGAUGUUCGUUUAAUGUAAGGAGAGAAAAUACGAGCUUCGAACAGAAGACCACAAAGUGGAACUGGAAUCUAUGUGAAUAAACGACAGGAAAUAAUCAAGUA
Molecule: messenger RNA, 1817 nt
Organism: Anopheles darlingi
Lineage: Eukaryota; Metazoa; Arthropoda; Insecta; Diptera; Culicidae
Exons: 2
Coding region: 87-1520 (477 amino acids)
Molecular function (GO): protein binding
Source: RefSeq, a predicted model, not a curated record